Messenger RNA from Lucilia sericata (common green bottle fly), 2118 nucleotides. RefSeq names its product cyclin-dependent kinase 7 (gene Cdk7). The record is from RefSeq and is a predicted model, not a curated record. The transcript is spliced from 2 exons. Gene Ontology annotation, biological process: positive regulation of transcription by RNA polymerase II; protein phosphorylation. Gene Ontology annotation, molecular function: cyclin-dependent protein serine/threonine kinase activity; RNA polymerase II CTD heptapeptide repeat kinase activity; ATP binding. Bases 139 to 1155 code for a protein of 338 amino acids. NCBI's taxonomy places the organism in Eukaryota, Metazoa, Arthropoda, Insecta, Diptera, Calliphoridae. Gene Ontology annotation, cellular component: transcription factor TFIIH holo complex; transcription factor TFIIK complex; nucleus.
UCUGGCAUCUCCAAAAAUAAACAAUGCUAAAAAACAGAUGUUCACAUUUUGCAAAACACACGCAAAAAAGCCGCAAAUUUUGUUACAAGUUUUUAAUUUAGUGCUAAAAGAGAUUUAAUAAAUAAAAUAUUCCAAAAAAUGGAUAAUAAAUUAACACGCUAUGAAAAAAUUGCCUUCCUGGGUGAAGGUCAGUUUGCUACCGUUUACAAAGCUCGUGAUGUUUUAAGUGACCAAAUAGUGGCGGUGAAGAAAAUCAAAAUUGGCAGUAGAGAAGAGGCCCAAGAUGGCAUAAAUCGUACUGCUUUAAGAGAAAUUAAACUGCUGCAUGAGCUUCAGCAUGAGAAUAUCAUUGGCCUGGUAGAUGUGUUUGGCCACAAAUCGAAUGUUUCUUUAGUGUUUGAUUUCAUGGAUACAGAUUUGGAAAUUAUCAUUAAAGACCCCAAAAUUAUUUUAACCCAGGCAGAUAUUAAGGCUUACAUGAUAAUGACCCUAAGGGGUUUGGAAUAUCUACACAUGAAUUGGAUUUUACAUCGUGAUUUGAAACCCAACAAUUUGCUGGUGAAUAGUGAUGGCAUUUUGAAAAUUGGUGAUUUUGGUUUGGCGAAAUUUUUCGGCUCUCCCUCACGUAUUUAUACACAUCAGGUGGUAACACGCUGGUAUCGUGCUCCCGAGUUAUUAUUUGGAGCCCGUCAGUACGGCACUGGUAUUGAUAUAUGGGCUGUUGGUUGUAUAUUGGCUGAACUAUUGCUGCGCGUUCCUUUCCUAGCCGGUGAUUCAGAUUUAAAUCAACUCACCAAAAUAUUUCAAGCUUUGGGCACCCCCUCCGAUGAUACCUGGCCAAAUUUAUCUAAACUUCCCGAUUAUAUGCAGUUUGUGCAUUUUCCUGGCGCACCACUCGCUAGUUAUUUUACUGCCGCUCCUGAUGAUUUAAUAGAUUUGGCCGAGAGAUUAUUGGCUUUGAAUCCUGCUAAACGUUGUACCUGUACCGAGGCCUUAAAUAUGAAAUAUUUCUCAAAUAAACCAGCUCCCUCACUGGGUCAUAAACUGCCAUUGCCUUCAUCGAAACAGCAAAAUGUCGAUGAGAAACCGAAUUUGAAGCGUAAACUUUUGGAAGCUAUGGAAGGUGUAGGCAAUCCAAAAAAACUGAUAUUUUAAUGUAAGUUAUUAGUUGACAAGUAUUUAGUUGUAGUUUUUUAUAUACAGUAGAUUGGUCAAAACUAAAAAAAAAUCAAUACAUUUGGUAGAAAAGCUAUUUAUAAAAAUUAUAUUAUUUUUGGCUCUUACAUUUUUGCUUAAGCCAAAUUAAAGUUUGACCAAUAAUUCUUUCAUAAACAUUCAUUUUACAAAAAAUCGCUUAAGUAUAUAAUACUAAAAAUUUUAGUCUAAAACAUAAAAUCGAAAUUUUAAGGCAUUUCAGGCAACUGUACUCAAUACUUUGAUUGUUUUAGAUAAAUUUUACAUUGUCCUUUUCUUCAAAACUAUCAUUAAACUAUCCUCUAGGACUUAGCUGUUAAAAAUUUUCUGAAUGUAAAAAAAAACUUGUCAAAACUUUUAGUCAGAAUAUCAACAGAAAUGCAAAAGGCGUGUAUUACAGAUCUGUAAAAACGACCUUAGUAGUGCAAAACUGGCUAAUGUUUUUAUUUUUUGAAUAGCUGCAGAACACAUUGACUUUUUGCUGGCAGAUCUAUGCUUUAGGACUAUAGUUGACUGUCUACAUAAAAAUUUUUCUGUUGGACAGCCUUUGUUAUCAGAACUGUUGGGUCCUUAAUUCAUCACUUCUAUUCCUACAAAACGCUUAAGUUAAAAGAGAAACAAUACCUAAACACAUUUCAUUAUUUUUCUUUAGUAAAUUUUCAAUAAACAAAUUAAUUAUUUUAUUUAUACAAUGUAAUGCCUGAGAAAAUUAUAAUUUUCAAUAAUUAAUAAUAUAUUUUAAUACAACAUCAAUAUAUAAAGAAAACAUUACUAUCACAAACAAGUUAUUAAUUACUGAAACUGUAGUUUAUAUUUUCUAUCUAUGUAUUUGUUUUAUAUUCCUUAACUUUUACUUUAACUAUAUAAACAUUGUUACUAAACUAUUCCUUAUUAAAACAAAUGCAAAUAAAUCUUUACUUCGUU